Messenger RNA from Hydatigera taeniaeformis, 816 nucleotides. The record is from the annotation of a GenBank genome assembly. NCBI's taxonomy places the organism in Eukaryota, Metazoa, Platyhelminthes, Cestoda, Cyclophyllidea, Taeniidae.
GUUUUGAGUUUUUUUGCCUUGCAGGAAGAGCGUACACGGAAGAAGAGGGAGGAGGAACAACGUAAGCGUGAGGAGCGCGAACGCAAACGUGCGGAAUUCGCUGAAAAGUCAAAGCUGACUACGCGUCGCAAUUUCGUCAUCAACAAGAAGGCUGGAUCUGUGGAGCAAGUGGAGGAGGUCAAACAGGAGGAGGUGCAGAAGUCAAAAGAGCAGCUGGAGGCUGAAAGAAAGGCAAUUCUGGAGCAGCGUAUCCAGCCUCUUCAAAUUGAUGGCUUGAAGGGUGAGCAACUGCGCGCCAAGGCUAAGGAACUCAACGACAUCAUUCUGAGACUUGAGGGUGACAAAUAUGACCUCGAGCAGCGCUUCAGUCGUCAGAGCUAUGACGCAAGUUUCCUUUUGUGCGCCAUUCACUCAUCUACCUCUUUCUCCACACAUCCGUUCAUUCAUUUAAGCAUUCCUUCAUUCAUGCAAGAGCUAGCUGAGCGCGCUAGACAAAUGAACAAAGGGGACAAGCGUGGAACUAAGGUGCAGAACACACCUGAUCCACUUGCUGCAAAAAUCAGUGGUCUUCCACCAAAGAUCUCCAUGUACAGCGAGUACGAGCGUGUAAAGGACCACCGUAGCUUUAGCGAGCGUCAGGGUGUCUUCAGCGGUCCCCUCUUCGUAGAGAGAUAUGAGAGAAUCGAGCCCAAAGUCCACGUAGUGAUGACGGAGGACGGCUUCCAGGUCGGUGAUGCACCUCACCACCCACCGCCUCCCCCUGUAUCCGAGACACCCGCUGAACCAACUGAGCCUGUCGCUGUCACCGCAGAAUAG